Molecule: messenger RNA, 810 nt
Organism: Cyprinodon variegatus (sheepshead minnow)
Lineage: Eukaryota; Metazoa; Chordata; Actinopteri; Cyprinodontiformes; Cyprinodontidae
Product: extensin-like
Exons: 2
Coding region: 1-810 (269 amino acids)
Source: RefSeq, a predicted model, not a curated record
AUGCCGGCGCCCUGGGGAGCCGCGGAGGCGAGUCCGCGGGCUCCGCUGGCAGCCGGCCACCCUGCAGUAGGGCCGGGCAAAAAACAGCGGCACCCCCAAGGCACCGACCGAAACGCCCCGGCCCCACAGAGCGACGAAACAAGCCCCGGCGACCGGCCGCAACACCCAACGCGACCGCACCACCCCGGAAAAACACACAGGCGGCUGCGGCUGCGCCCACUGCCGGGGCCCAUGCGCAUCCGCCGCGAACCGGCCGCAAGCGCCUCGGAACCCCCCAAAACGCCCCCCAGGCCAAAAGCGCUGCCCCGCCCCACCAAGACAGAUGCCAACAGCGCGCAACGCAACACACCGCGCACAGAACUGACGCAAGAGCAGAAAACAGCCCGCGGGCAGCACAGAGCCAGAGUGGAGCUAACCACGCCGCCCCCCCACCGGACCAAGCCAGAGCAGCACAGCCAUGCCUGCCGCCCCUCCUCGCCGCCCGCACAAGCCCCCAACACGCCGCUGAAUCACCUCCACCGCCCCGACGCGAGCCGGUCGGAGCCACUCCACCAAAGCAGCUCCACCAUGCCUCCAAGCGGGAAAACCCACCCGAAGACCCAAUCAGCGCAGCCAGCUCAUCCACACCAGCCCCCCAACACCAACCCCGCCGUAGCCACCCAGACACCCACACACCAGCGGCGCGCCGCCAGCAGGACCCCCACCCAACGGGGCCGCCCCCCGAGAGAACAGACAUGCCAAUACCCCCCCCGGAAAAAGAACGGCAAGCAGAAAAGCCCCCCCAAUGGGACAGUAGACACCAGACAUUGA